Aspergillus lentulus is the source of this 3003-nucleotide messenger RNA. Its product is annotated as hydantoinase/oxoprolinase family protein. The record is from RefSeq and is a predicted model, not a curated record. Lineage: Eukaryota; Fungi; Ascomycota; Eurotiomycetes; Eurotiales; Aspergillaceae. Gene Ontology annotation, molecular function: hydrolase activity.
AUGUCUCUUUAUCGCAUUGGCGUCGACGUGGGCGGCACAAAUACGGAUGCCGCCAUACUCGACGUCUGUGCCUUCGAUACGCCCAGCCGUGGUGUACUGGCGUCUCACAAGGCCUUGACAACCAAGGAUAUCACCAGCGGUAUCGAGUCGGCCAUGCGUGCCGUUCUUCAAGACUCUCAGGUUGACCAGAGCCGGGUGCUCAGCGUCACUAUCGGCACGACACACUUCAUCAACGCGCUUGUAGAGGCAGAUGCACGUCGGCUAGACCGGGUCUCAGUAGUGCGACUGUGCGGUCCAUUUACCCGUCGGAUCCCCCCGUUUUCCGAUUUUCCCGUCGGUCUGCGUAGCAUUCUCGAUGGCGGUGCCUACUAUCUUAACGGUGGCCUGGAGAUCGACGGCCAGGAGAUUACGCCCUUGGAUCCAGAGCAGAUCAGACAGACCGCGAGAGACAUAGUUGCUUCCGGCGUCAAGUCAAUAGCAUUAGUCGGCGUUUUCUCGCCGCUGGAUCAUGAGGGGUUGCAUGAGGAACAGUGCAAGACUAUCAUCAGUGAAGAAGCGCCCGAGUUAGAAAUCGUCUGCUCGCACGACAUCGGGCCCACGGGGCUCUUGGAGCGUGAAAAUGCCACAAUCCUCAACGCCGCGAUUUUGCGGACCGGUCAUCGCGUCAAGAAGGGCUUCCAGCGUGCCAUGGCGCGUACUGGUCUUUCAUGCCCGCUCUAUCUGUCGCAGAACGACGGCACGCUGACUGACGCGGAUACGGCGGCAGCGUACCCCAUCAAGACCUUUGCGAGCGGCCCAACCAACAGUAUGACUGGUGCCGCGUUCCUGGCUGGUAUCGAUCACAAGAAGCCGAUCGGACCCGACUCCAAACCUAGUUCGGAGGCCGCAGAGGCGGAACCACAGGUCAUUGUUGUCGAUAUCGGUGGCACGACGACGGAUGUGUGCGCCCUCCUCCCCUCGGGAUUCCCGCGGCAGGCUCCAGGCUUCGUUGAGGUUGGAGGUGUGCGGACGGCCUUUUCGAUGCCCGAGGUCGUGUCGAUCGGGUUGGGUGGCGGAAGCAAGGUCCAUGUCGACCCUGCUACCGAUAAGGUCACAGUCGGACCCAGCUCUGUCGGCCACGCCAUUCAGCAGGAGGCUAAGAUCUUCGGCGGUAGCACUCUCACUGCGAGCGAUAUUGUGGUCGCGACAGGAAAGGCCUCCCUUGGAGUCGCUUCGCUGGUCCAGGACGUUCCGUCCUCCAUUAUUGAGAAGGCCCGCCAACGGAUAAAGGAGAUGCUUGAGGGUAUCAUUGAGCAGAUGAAGGUAUCGGCCGCUCCUGUGCACGUUAUCCUUGUCGGAGGAGGCGCGCUUCUCGUGACGGAAGAUCUCGACGGUGUAGACAAAUGCAUCCAGCCCAUCCACCAGGGAGCUGCGAAUGCAGUCGGCGCUGCCAUCGCUAAGGUUUCGGGCGAAAUCGACAUGAUCGAGAUCCUUGACGGCAAAGAUGAGCGAGCUGUUUUAGAGGCCGCGCAGCAAAAGGCCAUUGACGUGGCAGUGGCCAAGGGCGCGGUGAGGGAGUCUGUGCAAGUCGUUGAGGUCCACAAAAUGCCCCUACAGUACGUGCACAAUGGCGCAAUCCGCAUUCAAAUCCGAGCAGUUGGUCCCCUCUCGAUACCUGACGAGCCGGUCUCCCUUCCUUUAGCCCUUUCGGUAUCCACGGAGGAGCCAGAUGCAGACGAAGGACUGAAAGUCAGUGCUUUCGACGCUCUUGAGUCGACUACGCGGCCUUCCCUACGGGUCGAUCUCGAAAACUAUCGUCCCGAGGUCAAGGAUGGAGUCUGGUACGUCUCGGAGGUUGACCUAGAGAUGAUCUCCACGGGUUGCGGCGUCCUAGGUACCGGAGGCGGUGGACCAACGCACCACGAGUUCCUCAAGAGUCUGCAUGCGUUGCGAACUGGUGGAGAGAGGAAAAUGCGCAUUGUUUCUCCCAAGUCGCUUAAUGAUAGCGAUAUCAUUUGCUUUGGCUCGUGGUAUGGCAGUCCAAGUGUGAUCAAUGAGCGUAUUGCAGGAGGCACAGAGAUCACCUCUGGUAUCGACGCUGUCAACAAAUUCCUCGGUAUCAAGGCUUUCCAUGGUCUUCUGCUCGAUGAAGUUGGCGGCGGUAAUGGUCUGAGUGUAUUCCCCACUGGCGUACACUAUGAUGUCCCUGUCGUUGACGGUGAUGCUAUGGGUAGAGCGUAUCCCACAAUGUAUCAUGCUACGACUAGUGUUUAUGGCCACUCACUGGUCCCAUGUGUCCUGUCUGAUGCCCGUGGAAACACAAUACUUGUCGCAGACGCCGACUCCCCAGUAAGACUGGAGAAGCUUCUCCGCACCGCAGCCAUUCAGCUCGGCCUUGCCUGUGCUGUAUGCGCUAACCCCCUACCUGCCUCGGCCAUCAAGUCCCAUGCCGUGCCCAAUACAUUAUCCCUUGCCUGGUAUCUUGGUCGCGCAGUACACUUAGCACGCCGCUCAAAGGUCAACUAUGUAGAUGCGAUUUUCAAUGUCUGCGCAGGCAAACUACUCUUCACCGGCAAGCUCGUGGAUGUCCGCCGGUUCAUCGGCGGUGGAUACACCAUGGGUAAUGUUAUCAUCGCCCCUCUCAGGGAAGAGGAGCGUGAGGCUUCCGCCAGCUCGAGCGGGCGGAGUGUCUCCGACGGCCGUCAUAUGAUUAUCCCCUUCCAGAACGAGUAUCUGUAUGCUGCCCUGAUUGAUGCCGAUGGCUCCGAGGAGUCACAGGAGGUCAUUUGCACUGUCCCUGAUCUGAUUUCGAUCUUGGGUCAGGAUGGUGAGGCGAUCGGCUCGCAAGACCUGAGGUAUGGAUUGAGAGUCAACGUGAUUUCAUUGCCGUCGCAUCCUCUGUGGAAGACAGAGAAGGGGUUGGCAGUUGGUGGACCGGCAGGCUUUGGUCUAAAGAUGCCUAACGUGAAUGUAGAUGAUGAUUUCACUGAAGCGCCAAGUGUGAUUGAUGAAUUUGAUGUUUAA